AUGGCGAUGGAUAUGCGGCUCCCGUCGGCUCGGAAGCCCGUAAGUGAGACCCUGGGCCGGGAAAGCAAGAAGCACCUGGUGGUACCGGGGGACACGAUCACCACGGACACUGGGUUCAUGCGCGGCCAUGGCACCUACAUGGGAGAGGAGAAGCUCAUUGCAUCCGUGGCUGGCUCCGUGGAGCGUGUGAACAAGUUGAUCUGUGUGAAGGCUCUGAAAACCAGAUACAACGGAGAAGUGGGAGAUAUUGUCGUGGGACGCAUCACUGAGGUCCAGCAGAAGAGGUGGAAGGUGGAAACCAACUCGAGACUGGACUCGGUCCUGCUCCUUUCGUCCAUGAACCUGCCAGGCGGCGAGCUGAGGCGAAGGUCUGCGGAAGAUGAGCUCGCCAUGAGAGGUUUCCUGCAGGAAGGGGAACCUCAUUCAGCUGAGGUCCAGGCCGUGUUCUCCGAUGGCGCUGUCUCUCUCCACACUCGGAGUCUCAAGUACGGAAAGCUGGGCCAGGGGGUCCUGGUGCAGGUGCCCCCAUCCCUGGUGAAGAGGCAGAAGACGCAUUUCCAUGACCUGCCCUGUGGGGCGUCCAUCAUCCUGGGCAACAACGGUUUCAUUUGGGUCUACCCGACCCCCGAGCACAAAGAAGAGGAUGCAGGAGGCUUCGUGGCAAACCUGGAGGUGAGGACGCACUCCCGUGUCCUGGCUGAUCGGGAGGUGAUCUCGAGGCCGAACUGCGUUGUGGCACUGGUUACACAGAGAAUGAUGCUAUAUGACACCAGCAUCCUGUACUGCUUCGAGGCCUCUCUGCCCCAUCAGAUCAAAGACCUCUUAAAGCCAGAAGUAAUGGAGGAGAUUGUGAUGGAGACACGCCAACGGCUUAUGGAGCAGGAGGGUUAGGGACACGCUGUGGACACACGCCGGGGCCAGUGCUGGAGCAGCUUGGAGGAGAUCUCUGGGUGAGCCCUGUGUGAACCCAGUGGAGAUGGUACCCACAGACUGCUUCCUCCUGCUCGGAGGCGAGGCCAGGGCCCCGGGCACCUCCUUGGGACUCUCAUUACCUGGAGCCCCUGCCUGAGGGAUGGUUUCUGGCAUUGAACACUCUGACUGGCAGCUUUCGUUUUUGGAUCCCUGUUCUGGGAGCCUUGUCUUCCGUUCUGCCUUGGUAACAAUUCA
This is a messenger RNA of Suncus etruscus (white-toothed pygmy shrew), 1167 nucleotides long. RefSeq names its product exosome component 2 (gene EXOSC2). Gene Ontology annotation, cellular component: nuclear exosome (RNase complex); cytoplasmic exosome (RNase complex). The record is from RefSeq and is a predicted model, not a curated record. Gene Ontology annotation, molecular function: RNA binding. Gene Ontology annotation, biological process: exonucleolytic trimming to generate mature 3'-end of 5.8S rRNA from tricistronic rRNA transcript (SSU-rRNA, 5.8S rRNA, LSU-rRNA); nuclear polyadenylation-dependent rRNA catabolic process; CUT catabolic process. NCBI's taxonomy places the organism in Eukaryota, Metazoa, Chordata, Mammalia, Eulipotyphla, Soricidae.